AUGCGUCUCAUUCUUUCGCUUCUUCUGCUCGUUGCCGUCUCUUGGGUAGUGCUGGCGGCCGUCAGUUCAAGUGAAGUGGGCCGUCACAAGAGGCAGUAUUACGGUGGAUACUACGGUGGAUACGGUGGAUACGGUGGAUAUUAUGGGUGCGGAUGUGCCACGUAUGCACCCUGUCCUCACGGAAAUGGAGGUGGAAAUGGUGGUGGAAAUGGAAACGGAGGAAAUGGAAAUGCCCGUUAUGGUGGAUGGUAUGGUGGUUAUGGCGGCUACGGUGGAUAUGGCGGCUGGGGUUACGGCUGGGGUUACAAGAAAUAG
Messenger RNA from Haemonchus placei, 315 nucleotides. Lineage: Eukaryota; Metazoa; Nematoda; Chromadorea; Rhabditida; Trichostrongylidae. The record is from the annotation of a GenBank genome assembly.